UCUUGGAACCAAACCCCAGCGUAUAACAAGGAUCCACUGUAAUAUCUUGUAAGAGAUGCAUGUUGGUGAGAGAAAACAGGCUGUGUAUCCUUGCUGAAUGGCAAACCUAAAAUCAGUGCUAUGUAAUGUGUAAAACAGCUGAAUGGUCAUUUAAGCCAAAACAAUCCUCCCCACAUUCCCCAUCUCAUUCAAGAGGCAGCUAUAUCCAUACUCUCCCAACAUUUAACAGGUGAAAACCAGGACAUGUGGUCAAGCAGCAUCAAUUGGGAAAAGUUAUUAAUGAGAAGAACUUUGGCUUUUCUCGGUUAACUGGGAGGGGGCAGACCUAGAGGCCAUACAAAAACCCCUCUAGAUCACAGGAAUCCAGUGGGCUUCAUAGCUCUCGUCCUUGAUUUAAAGGCGAAGCAAACUCUCUGCAUCACUGUCAUUACUUACUGUCAUUACUGUUUGUUGCCAAGUUACUGCCUUUGUUCAUGGGGCAAGCUGUCCAAAGGAAUAAUUAAUCCAGCCUUGCCCACUUACUUCCUUGUUCCUUGUUCCCUCUGAUGAGAAGUAUAAAGUGCGCAGAGCAAGAAAUGUAACCUGCAGCCAUGGCUGAUAAUUGGAAAAACCUUUCGAGGAACCGAGAAGGUCAAGCAGAGUCCAGUUGGGGUGGCCAUGGACCCCCAUCUUUAUUUCUCCAGCUGCCAAGCAACCAGACAUUACGUUUGCGUGGCAACAAGGCAGCGGAUUGGGGGGCAGCUUGGGAGAAGACUUCAGAGCCUCCUGUUGAUCCUCAGGAACUCAUCCCAGAAUUUGUGUCAGGGGAGGAAGAGGAAGACAGCAAGCCUUUAAAAGAGUUGCCCCUAUCCCUUGGGGAAAAACGAAAACUCAGAGUUCUGCAAGAACAGGCAGUCAGUAGGCUCAGUGGUUGGGAGCUAUGGCACAUGGAGAAACGGCGGGCACUACGUCGCCUCAGAAGCCAGGCAGGAACAGUGAUCUCAUACGCUGAGAUGUGGCGGAGUGCACUACACCACAUUGGAGGCCAUUUUGGAACAGGGAUCCAGUCCUACUUUAACUUCCUGCGUUUCUUGGUUCUGAUGAAUUUUGUUGCCUCUCUGCUGGUGGUGGGAUUUGUGGUCGCUCCAAAUGCAGCGUUCGAGAACUUGCAUCUCAAUCGGACAAGUCAACAGAACAGCAGUUGGGUUAAUGCAACAUGUCUGCAUUACAACCCUUCUCCACAAGGAUUGGUCAGCUACUUUUCCUACAUCAUGGAUCUUCUAUCAGGCCAGGGCUUCAUGGAGCUCACCUACAUGUUCUAUGGCUACUACCAAAAUUCAGCUGUUGAUUUUGUUGGCUUCUCAUAUAAUGUCCCCCUUGCAUAUCUGCUCACAGUGCUUUUCUACCUUCUCUUCUGCCUGGCAUGGAUUGUCCGGAGGUCAGUCUAUAGUCUCAAACGCAGCCUGGUUAGUGAAGACGCUUCCCUUGGAUCUUACAGUGAUAAAAUCUUUGCUGGCUGGGAUUUUGGCCUGAUGCAAGAGAAGAUGGUACAGUUAAGGCACAAGAGUAUUCGCUAUGAACUGAGGAUGGACCUAGAGGAAGCAGCACUCCGCAAGCACCAGGCAGAACAAACCACAGCACAGCGAGUCUGUCUUUAUGCUCUCAGAGGUCUGAUCAACAUCCUGGUUUUGGGGCUGCUGGGAGCAUCAUUUUAUUGCAUCUACCGGGCAACAGAUUAUUCUCAGUGGCUACUGGGAAGGACAGACUCCCCAAUCAAAGGUCAGUUCUUCCUGGAGCUCCUGGUGGCUUAUCUUCCAUCGAUUGUCAUCACAGUUGCCAACCUCAUUGUCCCGCUAAUCUCCGAGGGCAUCGUCCGAUUAGAGAAAUACCCUCUUAGCUUUGAAAUCAAAAUAACACUUCUCAGGAAUGUUUUUCUGCGUAUUGCAAGCUUGGUGGUUGUCCUUGUCUCACUCUGGGUCCAAAUUACUUGUAAUGGGGACCCAGAGAAAUCAGAAUGUCGGAACUGUGGCUAUAACAAUCAGCUUAAUCCGUGCUGGGAAACUUCCGUGGGACAGGAAAUGUACAAGCUGAUGAUCUUCGACUUGCUUAUCAUGCUGCUUGUUGUGAUAUUAGUAGAAUUUCCAAGAAAGAUGUUGGUAACUUUCUUGCCCUCCUGUCCAUUGCUGAAAUUGUUGGGGCAACAGGAGUUUAUGGUGCCCUCCAAUGUCCUGGACCUGGUGUAUGGGCAGACCCUGUGCUGGACAGGGGCUCUUUUCUGUCCCCUACUGCCUGUACUCAACACUGUCAAAUAUAUUGCUGUCUUCUACCUGAAAAAGCUCACCCUCUUUGCUAACUGCCGCCCUGCUGACCGGACCUUCCGUGCCUCCAGCUCCAAUUUCUUCUUUCUCUUGGUUUUGCUCUUGGGUCUGACAAUUUCCUGCAUUCCUGCCCUAUACAGCAUGUUUGUCAUGCGCCCUUCCAAGGCUUGUGGCCCAUUCCAGGGUGAGCCCACCAUGUGGAACACUGUCAGCAGUGCUAUAUCAGAAUUACCCAACACUGCCAGGGUCUUCCUUGGAUUUGUGGGCUCUCUAGCAUUUGCUGUUCCUUUGUUCCUGAUACUGAGCAUCCUCAUGUUCUACCUUAAGGCAUGGGCUGACUCCUAUAGCUCUGUGGUCAAAGGCCUCAAAGGACAGCUCCGUCUGGUGGGCCAAGACAAGCUAUUCCUAGUGAAACAGAUCUCUGAGCUGAGCCAAUGAAACAGAAGCUUGUGCAACAAGAUGCAUCUUUUCUUUCUGGAAAUAAUUUAAAGAUAUCAUUGCGUGUGUGUGUGUGAUUUACUGUAUUGAUUCUCCAGUUCUUGACCAUCGUUCAAGUCCUGGAUGCUUCAAACCUUGUCUGUUUUGCAGUUCUCCUAAAAAUGGUUUCUGGCCACAUUUGUUCUUCCAUAUGUGUAUUUUUAAAUCUUGUGAGGGGCAGAAUAUGUCCUGUUGUGCCAACCUUGUACCAUAAUGUGAUGUGAUCCUUCUAGAUAUAGUUACCAUAUUGGAGUUUGAAUUGUAACAUUCCACUUUGUACAUUGUUGUGUUAGGUAGGGCUUGGCAUUAUUUGAGUAAGUAGGGUAUUAUGAUUAGAUGUAUUAGUUUUAAGGAUGAAGGGAGGGAAUAAUGGGAUUUGUUUUACUGUGUUGUAUGUUUCAUUGUUGUAAGCCGCUUCGAUCUUAUUGAAGAGGUGGGAUAGAAAUAAAUUUUAUUAUUAUUAUUAUUAUUAUUAUUAUGAAUAAAAGAUUAAGCAUUCACAUUCAGAAUCAAAAUUCUGCUAAACUUUGACACUUGUAUUGAAGAUGUGAAACUUCCAAACUUUUACGGUAAUUGUUGUUUUCAUAAAAAGAUGCAUAAAUGCUGAGACUCUGGGAACAAAACUAAGAAAAUAUUGAUUCAAAAUCUUGUAAG
This is a messenger RNA of Sceloporus undulatus (fence lizard), 3428 nucleotides long. RefSeq names its product transmembrane channel like 4 (gene TMC4). The record is from RefSeq and is a predicted model, not a curated record. The transcript is spliced from 16 exons. Gene Ontology annotation, cellular component: plasma membrane. Bases 591 to 2735 code for a protein of 714 amino acids. Lineage: Eukaryota; Metazoa; Chordata; Lepidosauria; Squamata; Phrynosomatidae. Gene Ontology annotation, molecular function: mechanosensitive monoatomic ion channel activity.